UAUCUAUCCAAAGCUACAAUACCUACACUGACAGAUAAUUAUUCUUCCGGCCACCGGUGCCGGAGGCCGCCGCCGCCCCCAUUGUUGACCAAGCAAACAAACACUACCUAUAACAUGCGCUGCUUUGCUUCCUUCAUUGACGCAAUACCCAAUGGCUUCACACAAUUCUCUGCUCCCAUGGCUUCUCUUCGCUCUUCACCUUUUCCCGUUAUCCUUGUCGGCGCAGAGAUCAACCUACAUUGUCCACAUGGACACGUCAUCCAAGCCCACCGCUUUUGCCAGCCACCACCACUGGUACUCCGCCGCCGUGAAUUCUUUAGACGGCGGCCGCCAUUCCUCUCCGCCUAAGCUUGUCUACUCUUACGCCCAUGCUUUUCACGGCUUUAGCGCUGUGUUAUCGGAAUUGGAACUUGAAGCCCUGAAAAAGUCUCCGGGAUUUGUUUCGGCUUAUAAAGACCGGAGCUUUGAGCUCCAAACCACGUAUACUCCUACCUUUCUGAAGCUUAAUUCGAAUACGGGGUUAUGGCCGGCGUCUAAGUUCGGAGAGGAUGUGAUAAUAGGCGUGAUUGACUCCGGCGUUUGGCCGGAGUCUAGGAGCUUUGGAGACGACGGUAUGCCGGAGAUUCCGAAGAGGUGGAAGGGGGUUUGCAAGGAAGGAACAGAGUUCAAUUCUUCGUUGUGUAACAGAAAGCUGAUCGGCGCUAACUAUUUCAACGCCGGAGUUCUCGCCGCGAAUCCCGGGAUUAAUAUCUCCGUGAAUUCCGCGCGGGACACGGAUGGACACGGCACGCACACGGCGUCCACUGCCGCCGGGAACUACGUCGACGGCGUUUCCUACUUCGGCUACGCGCCGGGGACGGCGAAAGGAGUGGCGCCGCGCGCGCGUGUGGCGGUGUACAAGGUGAAUUGGGAUGAAGGAAGCUUCACCUCCGACCUCAUCGCCGGCAUGGACCAGGCAAUCGCCGACGGCGUAGAUGUAAUUUCAAUUUCCCUAGGCAUCCGUUUUGUUCCCCUGUACGAAGAUCCCAUCGCAAUUGCGGCUUUUGGGGCUAUGAAGAAGGGCAUUCUCGUCACCGGCUCCGCCGGUAACCGCGGUCCCAGUCUCGGAACCCUAAACAACGGUGCUGCUUGGAUCUUGACGGUGGCUUCCGGUUUGACAGACCGGUGGUUCGCCGGAACAUUGACAUUGGGAAACGGAUUAAAAAUCAGGGGUUGGAGCUUGUUCCCGGGGAGAGCACUAGUGAGGGACGUAAAUUUGCUUUACAAUAAAACAAUUUCCGCUUGCAAUUCAUCGGAAUUGGUAUCCAAACUCCCUGACCCGGGAUCCACUAUCCUUAUUUGCGAGAAGCCGGAGAUAGACGAGCCUACGUUUACCUUCUCCCAAAUCCAAGCCGUCGCCAGUGCCAGAAUCCGAGCUACUAUCUUCAUCAACGACGAUCCCGGGAUUUUCCGGUCGACUACAUUUCCCAACCCCGGAGUCUUCAUUAGCCCCGAAGAAGGGGAACAAGUGAUUACAUACGCCCAAACUGAUAAUGAUCCGCGAGCUACUAUUACUUUCCAGGAAACAAUUUUCGGGAACAAGCCGGCGCCGACGGUGGCCGCCUCCUCUUCCAGAGGCCCAUCUCCGAGCUACCUGGGAAUUUCGAAGCCGGAUAUCAUGGCGCCGGGAGUGUUGAUCUUAGCCGCCUAUCCACCCAAUAGCUUUGCGGUAAACAUUGGAAUCAACAUUCAACUAGGCACCGAUUAUUUUCUUGAAUCAGGGACGUCCAUGGCUUGUCCACAUGCGGCCGGGAUCGCGGCCAUGCUGAAAGGGGCACAUCCAAAUUGGAGCCCUUCCGCCAUCAGGUCCGCCAUGAUGACCACCGCGAUCACAGUAGACAACACCGGAAACCCAAUCAAAGACUCCGACGACAACGCCGUCGCCACGCAGCUGGACAUGGGUGCUGGUCUGGUUGAUCCCAACGCCGCACUCGAUCCCGGCCUAGUUUACGACGCUACCCCGCAAGACUACGUGAAUCUCCUCUGCUCUAUGGAUUUCACAGAAGCUCAAUUCCAAACCAUUGCGAGAUCAUCAGCCACAACCAACUGCUCCAAUCCUAACCCAGAUCUAAAUUAUCCAUCUUUCAUUGCUCUAUACCCUCUUGGAGGAGAUAACGGUGUUUAUGACUGGAUGGUGCAGACAUUCGAGAGAACUCUCACAAAUGUUGGCCCCGGUGCGGCUACAUACAAGGCAAAGGUGGAAGUUCCCAAGAACUCGACAAUCUCAGUGUCUCCUACAACAUUGGUGUUUACGGAAAAGAUGGAGAAACAGAGCUACAGUCUGAGGAUACGGUACAGAGGCGAUGAUAAUCAGAGCAAGAAUGUUGGUUCGAUUACAUGGGUAGAAGUGAAUGGGAAUCACAAGGUUAGGAGUCCAAUUGUUGUGUCAAAUACAGUAGAGGUCUGGGAAUGAAUGAAGAUAAGCAAGAUCAUUGUGCUUAUGUUGUCCUGUACUGAGGUGUUAACUGUUAAAUGUUCCGAAUAAACAAAAUGAAAGGAACACAAGAAGGAGCACAUAUAUACUUUAUGCUAAGUGUUCUUUUUCA
Molecule: messenger RNA, 2585 nt
Organism: Ipomoea triloba (trilobed morning glory)
Lineage: Eukaryota; Viridiplantae; Streptophyta; Magnoliopsida; Solanales; Convolvulaceae
Product: subtilisin-like protease SBT3
Exons: 2
Coding region: 152-2452 (766 amino acids)
Biological process (GO): proteolysis
Molecular function (GO): serine-type endopeptidase activity
Source: RefSeq, a predicted model, not a curated record